This is a messenger RNA of Trichomonas vaginalis G3, 674 nucleotides long. RefSeq names its product protein of unknown function, DUF4106 family. NCBI's taxonomy places the organism in Eukaryota, Parabasalia, Trichomonadida, Trichomonadidae. The annotation marks the transcript as partial. The record is from RefSeq and is a predicted model, not a curated record. The transcript has a single exon.
AUGGAAGAAAUAGUUCAGCAACAACAGCUAGAAGAGCCUGAAGGAAACGAACAAGUCCCUCCUUUGGAAACUAACUUCACAGAACUAGAUGAAGAUUUGGAACAGCCGAAAAAUCUUGACCCUCAACAAGAGUAUGCGGAGAAUAUGGAAUAUUUCCAAGAGUCUAAAAAAAAUUCGGCUGACAUAGUAGAAGAAUAUCGAAAAAUGUUUGCCGACAUACAAAAGACUCCAACACCAGAUGAAAAUAUUCAGCAUAGAAUGGAAGUACUGAAAGAAAAUGUACACAAAUACAACAACCCUUUUUACUUACGAGCAUUUAACGUUCAAUCUUCGGAUGAACUCGGUGAAGAUAAAAGGUUAAAUUUCAAGAAAACAUAUAGAAAUGAAACAUUGUUUAAAGUUCAUUCAGAACCUAACCAAGAUGGAAACAAACCUACUUUUGUUUCUGCAGACGAUGGAACUACAAUGAGAUGGGGUCAUAAAGCUAACCCAGAUAGGUGGUUCAUAAACUUACAACCACAAUUCCAAGAAGUUGUAGACGCAAUGGAAGUCAAUGGUGAACCAGAUAUAGCUGGUAUUUUCAGCGCGGCUUUAAUGCCAUUGAAAGAUAUGAAAGAUGCAGAUAUUUUGGACCAGUAUGAAAUGAACAUGGCUGAUGGAAAUAUAACACCUGA